Molecule: messenger RNA, 1873 nt
Organism: Leptopilina heterotoma
Lineage: Eukaryota; Metazoa; Arthropoda; Insecta; Hymenoptera; Figitidae
Product: protein RFT1 homolog
Exons: 7
Coding region: 83-1747 (554 amino acids)
Biological process (GO): dolichol-linked oligosaccharide biosynthetic process; glycolipid translocation
Cellular component (GO): endoplasmic reticulum membrane
Source: RefSeq, a predicted model, not a curated record
AUCAUUGCUCUAAAAGUCGGUGUAAUUCUUAUAUAACCUCAAAAUUGUGUUUAGCAUUAUUGUCGGAUAUUAUUUAUAAACAAUGGCACCGAAUAUUUUAAAAAGUAGCUUGCAAAAUGCAUCGUUUAGUAUUAUUUUUCAGAUUCUAUGUCGAGGCGUUACAUUCCUGUUAAACGCUUUUACAGUACGACAUGUAGGUCAGGAUGUAUUGGGUGUUAUGAACGUCCGAUUAUUAUUAUUGGAAUCAAUGAUUCUUUCUUUAUGUAAAGAACCAUUUUUUAAAGCAUGUUUGACAAAUACUGCGGAGCAUAAUUGGGCUCAAGUUGUAAAUAUUCUCUGGCUAACGGUACCAAUUUCUGGGAUGGCUUCCGCAAUUCUUGGCUAUAUUUGGCUUUCACUUUUAUCAACUGUUGAAGAAUUGCCACCGUAUUACACGUUUGCUGUCUGGGCUGUUGCAUUAUCCUGUAUUAUUGAAUUAUCCUCUUUAGUAGUUCAAUUAGUUUCCAGCGCAUUUUUAUUCGUUAGAUUGAAGAUUGUUCUGGACUCUAUUAUGAUUGCUCUUCGGACAUUGACGUUCGUUUGCUUUAUAAUCUACAAUCCAGAAAAUGCUUUGCUUGCAUUUGGAGUGGCACAAUUAUUAGCAGCAAUAUUUUACACCGCGAGUCAUUACAUUUAUUUCCAUUAUUAUAUUAAAACAUUGAAAAAAGAUAAAAGUAAAUUGAAGAGACGAAUGUCCUUGAAUGAAAACGAGGAAUAUAUACUGUCGGAUUUUCCAUUUAAAACGAUAAAGGACUUUUUGCCAGGACAACUUAGAAACAACGAAUCUUCUUUGUUUGGCAAGUUGGGCGCAUUGACGAGAAGCUUUUUCGGACAGGGUAGUUUAAAAUUAAUAUUAACCGAGGGUGAAAGACUGAUUAUGACAAUCAUGCCUGUAUUAACAUUCAAAGAACAAGGAGCGUACGAAUUAGUUAAUAAUUUAGGUUCCUUAGCAGCUAGGUUCAUUUUCCGUCCAAUAGAAGACAGUGGAUAUUUCUAUUUUACUCAAAUGGUACAACGAGAUAAAACUUUAAACGAACAGAAUCCUACAAAAGUACAAGAAAGCGUGAAUGUGUUAAUGAAUCUCUGCUCGGCAGUUACUUCAAUUGGUUUAAUUGUUUUAGUUUUUGGACAAUCAUACUCAUCAUUAUUAUUAUGGUUAUACGGUGGUUCAAAAUUAAUUGACGAUCCAUUACCGGUAUUCUUAUUGAAAACACAUUGUUUAGCUGUUUUAUUAUUGGGCGUAAAUGGAGUCACUGAAUGUUAUACAAACGCAACUGCUGACAGUAAAACAAUCAAUAAGAAUAAUAUUGUAAUGAUUUGUGAGUCUGUUGUUUUUCUCGUUGCAUCGUAUAUAUUUGUUUUAUUAUUUGGACCAGUAGGAUUUAUAUUUGGUAAUUGUGUUAAUAUGGGACUAAGAAUUAUUCAUUCAGUUUUAUUUAUCAACAAAAGACAUCGAGAUACUAAUCAUCAUCCACUUCGUGGUCUCAUUUUAAAACCAGUUUUUAGUGGCUCUGUAUUAUUUGCAGCUUUAAUAACCAACAUUUCACAAGCAUAUUUCUUUCCGGACGCUAAACUAUUCCACUUUUUUAUUGGAGGUGUAAUGUUUUUAAUUGUACUAUUGUCAUGGGCCUAUGAGCAUCAAGAUUUAAUUCGAUUGGGCAUUAGUAAGUGGUACGAUAGACGAAACGGUCGUAGGAAGAGUGAAUGACCUUAAAUGUCAUUUUCAUAAAUUAAUUAUUGUAUAUUACUAAAUUCCAAAACAAAAUUUUACAAUAUCGUUACAUCUGUAUAUUUGUCAAAUGAUAAUGUAUAAUUAUAUAUAUAUAUAUAUAUA